Molecule: messenger RNA, 5157 nt
Organism: Haliotis rufescens (red abalone)
Lineage: Eukaryota; Metazoa; Mollusca; Gastropoda; Lepetellida; Haliotidae
Product: neuronal acetylcholine receptor subunit alpha-10-like
Exons: 7
Coding region: 157-1536 (459 amino acids)
Biological process (GO): chemical synaptic transmission; monoatomic ion transmembrane transport; regulation of membrane potential
Cellular component (GO): postsynaptic membrane; neuron projection; synapse
Molecular function (GO): acetylcholine-gated monoatomic cation-selective channel activity; transmembrane signaling receptor activity
Source: RefSeq, a predicted model, not a curated record
UUGGCGGAUAACGAGCUUCUUCCUCGUCUCUCGCAGUGCUGCGACCUCCUGCUUGCCAACAUUCAAUUAGACAAGCCACGACGCUCGCGAGUGUGACCGACUGUUCGCAGUUGUAGGACUUUCAUCUUGGAAUGUGCACAUUGUUAUUAAAGCGAAAUGAUGCACCUUAGCCUCCUCAUCAUACUUCAAGGGAUGUUAUGCAUUGCAGCGUUCAACCGGUCCGCCUACCCCUACCUGGCCUCCGAGCAGCAGCUGAUGAGGGACCUCCUGGAUGACUACGAGGCAUCAGUGAGACCCGCGGAGAAUGCCACAGAACCGAUCCAGGUCUCCCUCGGCAUCAUCAUCGUCAAGAUCCUCGACCUGAACGAGAAGAACGAGUACCUGGAGAUGUGUGCGUACCUGAGGAAGAACUGGCACGACCUGCGUCUCAAGUGGAACAAGAAAGACUACAGCAACGUGGACAGCAUCAGCAUGCCCUCCAGCCUCAUCUGGCUGCCCGACAUCGUCCCCUACAACAAUGUUGAAUCACAAUUUGACAUUGUACAAACAAUGGUGCGGGUUUACGCUUCCGGUCACGUGAACUGGAUGCAUCCGGUGCGAUUGCGCACCUUAUGCCAAGUUGACCUCUCAAAGUUUCCAUUUGAUGAGCAAGUAUGUAGCAUACAGUUGUCCAGUUGGACAUACAGCGGGACGGGUAUUAACAUCAGUCUGUGGGGAGGGUCUGCCGACCACGCCAUAGACCUGGGCGGAGGACUGCUGAACAGCGAAUGGAAGAUCAUCAGCUCCACAGCCACGGUGAAGCAGACCCAUUACUCGUGCUGCCCAGAACCCUACCCUGACAUGAUGAUCACCCUGACACUGAGACGGAGCCCAGCCUACUAUGCCCACAUCUUCGUCAUCCCUGCUCUGCUCCUGGGAGUUCUUGUGCCAUUCCAGCUCCUACUUCCACCGGAGUCGAAAGAGAGGCUCACACUAGGGUCAGUGUUGAUCCUGUCGGUGUUGCUACUCAGUAUGAAGCUGCAGGAUGUCCUACCAGACUCCGUCGCCACUAUCCCCGCCAUAGAGAUGUAUUACAUGCUGACACUGAUCUGGGUCACGAUGUCAAUGCUGGCGUCCAUCUGGGUUCUCAACGUGCACAACAGAGGACCCCGUCGGGGGAAAGUACCAGACAUAAUCAGAUGGAUCUUCCUCCGGAGUUUGAAGCGGCUGGUGUGUCUGGGGAGUGACAACUACUACCCUCUGGACGAGAUGGAGACCAUCACCAUGAGGGGACUGGACAAAUCCGCCACCGUUGGGAUGUCAAGUCUCGGGGACGGACCAAUGAGCAACCAGGACUCACGACCCCCUACGAAGCUUGAACGCGACGUCGACGACAUACUGAAACAGGUGCACCUGCUGACUACUCGGGCGGCUAUUUGCGAGGCCCGACAAGAGAUGCUGAGCGAGUGGCAUCAGGUCGCCCUGGUGAUGGACCGAGUCCUGUUCUUUUUGUUUAUGUUGAUAUUCCUCAUGUGUAGCGUUAUUCUGCUCACGUAAACAACUGGCUCAUUUACAUUUAAUCAGUUACACACCUUAAAACAUUAAAUGGGUAUAUGAAUUGCUAGUUAACGGGUAUACUAUACGUCAAGGUAAGAAAGUGUUCUUGGAUAAAGCAUGGUCACUGUUUGGGCAUUAUUUAAUUGUAUGAAACACACUAUAGGGAACAGGGAGACAGGAUUUGAAAAUCACACCUUUGAACGAUAUUACAUAUGUGAUAUGAUCACGGACAAGUAUUAAAUCGUUCUUGUCGUUGUUAGUAUGACAUAUGGUCAGGAUUCCUUGUAAUCUGUUUCUGUUGAGUUGUGACCAUGGUUUGACAAAACAUAUUCUCCUUAAAAAUAGAAGCUGAAGACCUUUAUAUACUUCUUCACACACAUAACUGAAGUGACUCUGAAUCAUUGUAAAGUUAUGAUGACAUGGGUGUUUGAGAAACGGGUGAGCCUGUCUUGACUACUUGCAGUACCCAUUAACUCGGGCACUGUUAUCAAAGACAGAGAUGCUCUCUCCUUCAGGUGUAAUUGCCAAGUUCAUUUCGAGUACAUAUUACCAUCCCUGCCAUUGGAAGAAUAGUGAUACCGCACUUUCGAGGAUGUAUUGCACUAACAAUGUACAUACAUGUUCUGUAAUACACGUGCAGAGUUGUGAAUAUAGUCUCCAGCUGUAUUCUUGUAAUAACGUGACCUUCAGGAACAGGUCAACCCCAACGCUGUGUAGUGAGUGAAUAUGGCUUUACGCCGCUUUUAGCAAUAUUCCAGCAAUAUCACGGCGGGGGACACCAGAAAUGGGCUUCACACAUUGUACCCAUGUCGGGAAUCGAACCCGGGUCUUCGGCGUGACGAGCGAACGCUUUAACCACGAGGCUACCCGACCGCCCCCCAACGCUGUGUAAGGGACGGAAGUAAUAAUACAUAAGGAAGAAGGAAUACUUCUUUAUUAUGAGGGACAUACCUUUUGGGAGUAUAUACUUACACCUUCAUCAGGUGAAUAUAUGCUAUGAUGCAGAGAACAUAUAUACUCACCGCAAAAGAAACGCGAACCAUACAACAAUGUAGAGCAGUAUGUACGUUAAGAAGAAAUGUUUCCAAUAUGUACCACUUAAUGACAAAAUUAACAAUCAGUCAAGUGUUACCACAGAGUUGCUUUAUUCUUAGCACGACAUGCUGCACGUGAUUUCCAAACUUUACAUGCUAAUUCUGCACGAGACAAAUGGUGCAUCUCGAGUCAUGGAUAUGACGUCACGUGCGAUGCGUUCAUGAGCGUCGGCUCACAAAACAUUACAGUAUGUUCGUUUGUGCAUCGAACCAAUACUAUAUCUCUUGAAUAUGUGUAAUUCUUCAUAUAUGAACCAACAUGUAUGUUAUUCGCGUUUCUGUCGGUGAGCAUAUAUAUACCUGUAAGAACAUCAAAAGUAAUAACCCACAUAUCCGGUUCUGUUCCUGACCUUGAAACUGACGUACUACACUGUGUAAAUAUAUAUGACUCCUCAACUCCAAGCAGAAACAUUUCUAUUAUCAGUAUCGUCACUGUAAAUUGGAAGAAUGUGAUAUGUAUUAUGAAUAUUGUAUUGAUGCUAUUUGUAUUGGAUAUCAUACCGAUGUAUGUUUAUAUUACGGUCGCAGUCCAGGUUUGACUGGAGAUAUGUCACGAGUAUUUAUCUCUCUCCAUUCUCUUGUAAAUAUCAAGAAUAUAUACUAUUCUUUUGCUGGGACAUUGUCAUACUGCAAAUAUUGCCUACACAUAUUAUAAGUAAUCCAUUUGGUGUAUCAUGGAAUAUUUAUGAAUUACAUCCCUGUCAAAUGUUAAUUUGUAUAUGUUUAUCAUGUUACUGUAUGAGUCGUUUUGUAUUCGGUCAUAACCCAAUUGUGCAGACCUUGUCAUUAGCGGUGGUAUACAUAGUCUCAUAUCUGUAGGCCAAGUCAGUGAUCGUUCAAACAAUAUAUAUAUAAUACUAUGUAUGCCAUGUUACAAUCAUUAUUUCAUUUCCUGUUAGAUAACAUGCCACUGUAUAUGAUUACGGUAACGUCACUAUAUCAAGGCCAUUAGAAUCACUGGGCGAAAAGUUGUAUUUCCCAGCUUGGAAAGAACAUGGAAUGAACUCUCUUCCCAGAACUGCAUGCGUGUAACGACACCAGUGACACAUUUCCCAGAGUCGAAUGCAUGUAAUGACUGGCUUUCCAAGAACAGGUCUACCAGUGAAAACUGACAGACUGCAACAAAAAACUAGGAUAUGUCUACAAUAUACAAGGCAUCGGCAACAUAAAACAAUGAGAACGUAACCAAAAUCUUAGAAACAGCAUUAUAAAUCAGAGAACUGCCGAAAUCAUGGAAACGGCAGCAUUAAAACACACAGACUGCAGCCUUCCAAACUAGACAUGCGCAGAACAAGAAGGAAGUUGACAGUCAUGAUCAUGAGGAUCAACAAACACCGAGUAAAUAUACACCUUACAAUGCCAAUAUAGACUAUUCUGGGUGUGUACUGUUGUAUUUCCGCUGUGAGAUGUCACUGUACUCGCUGUCUGCUGAUCCUCAUGAUCAUGACUGUCAACGUCCUUCUUGUUCUGCGCAUGCCUAGUUUGAAAGGCUGCUGUCUGUGUGCGUUAGUGCUGCCGUUCCUUAAAAUAUAUUCAGAAAUCAACUAUUUCUAAAUGAAAGUUUUAGAAAUUUUUUCAGUUUUUCAGUUAUUUUAAAAACAAACACUGGUUAGGUCUGCUGUCGAUGACAUGUUUCGUUUUCCGUGAAUAUAGGGUUAUCUCCCCCCUAAAACAUGGCGACAUACAUCGAUGUUUGCUGAAGGGAAGCCUACAAGCCUCGUUGUGAAUAGAUGGGUUGUUGUGAGUUGUAUUUGAAUUUAUAUUGUGUAUACGUUCAUGGUCUUUUGAAAAGUGUACACCAUUGAAAUACGUUUCAGAAAUAAAGGUAUUGCUACAUAUUCAUUCAUUAAAACAACAGAGGAUGUAUGUUAAUUUCUCAUGACUGGCAUCCUAGAAACGUCAGUGCCACAUGCGUGAUAUAUUGGUAUUGUCUGUGAUUUCAGUGUCAAAAACGCACAUUAAUAAAGUAUGCGCCAUUUGUGAAGUACCUUGAAUCAAACCCAUAUUUGAUGUGUGUUUAUCAUUUAUAAUGAUGGAUACGGUGAUAGGAGACGUGCGUAGUGUUAGCGUAACACCAUUGUCGGCUAUGAUGUGAGGUUUACCACCGCACCGUAUCUCUACAUGUCUGUUUGCUUCACAGUAUAACAUAUGUCAGUACACUCCACUCCGGAUAUAACGAAGUCUGUAUAAGGAAUAUUCCACUAGUGGCAAGUUGGAACAACAAAUGACGAAAUUAAGAUUCAGCUUAACGAAGAACUUCGGCAAAACGAACUUGAAUAAACCGAACUUCGGCAUAACGAACUUCUACAUACCGAACUUUGACAUAACGAAUUUCGGCAUAACAACACUUAGCAUACAGAACCAUCGACAUAACGAACAUAUUUCGAAGGUCCCUUGAGUUAUAUCCAGAGGCGGGUGUAUGUGUACAGCCGUCAUGUUGAAUCAUGCAACGUUUAUACAUUCUAGAUGUCAUUGUAGGUUCCGGACGUAUGAUUUGUUGAGUUGUUAGAAAUAAACUUGAAAACCA